Colletotrichum orchidophilum is the source of this 3630-nucleotide messenger RNA. RefSeq lists its product as uncharacterized. Bases 1 to 3630 code for a protein of 1209 amino acids. NCBI's taxonomy places the organism in Eukaryota, Fungi, Ascomycota, Sordariomycetes, Glomerellales, Glomerellaceae. The transcript has 2 exons. The record is from RefSeq and is a predicted model, not a curated record.
AUGAAUAUUCCAAAGUUGACCUUUAACCCGCCCUCGGGCAACCUGACGCCCUCGCCGACGUCGCGCUCCUCCCGCGACCGCACCACCAGCCCUAAGAAGGCGUUGGCCGGUUUCGCAAAGCUCGAACUCAACCCACAGCCUAACGGCGGUAUGGCGCCCACUCUGUCAUCCCUCUCGAUGGACCUUGACUUCACCACGCCAACCAAGGCAGGUGCCUCGCCAAUUUCCAUGUCGACAACAAAAAAGCAGGCUCCCAAAUCCGCCUCAGUGUCUCUCGCUUCGCCAACUAAGAAGUAUAGCACUGCAGAGACACCGAGACUGAAGGGCAGCGCUACAAAUCUCUCGAUGAUGAAGAUGUCGUCGGAUCCAACCCCGUCAAAGACCCCGUCGCCUAAGAAGGUGUCCUUUGCAGACGCCAGUUUCCAGUCCCUGACCGCAUCGACACCAAAGCUCGCUCGCGGUCUCUCUCCCAAGUCGAGUCCUUCCAAGCCUGCCAUCUCCGACUUUUCAGUCAUGUCGAUUACUUCGCCGACGGCAUCACUCGUCUCCAACGACUUGUCUCCCUGCCGAAAUUCUGAGUCGAACCAACAGCAAGUCGAAAGCCGUGUCGUUGUCGAAUCCCCAGCGAAAGACGAAGAUGCAGAGACAGAAUACGAUGCAAGCACUUUCGAGUCCCCUUCAAAGCUCGAUAUCACCAUGCACGACAUCACAAUGAUUUCUGACUUCGCACCGUCCCCGAAGAAGCCCCAGUCUUACACGCUCGCCACCGCCGAACUUUCGAAGGCGGCGAAGGAACUCUGUGGCCCCUUCAAGCCCGAGAUCUAUGCUGACUUAGACGUCACUUCAACGCUUGCGCCAGUGCCCAGCUUCGCCCGUCAGCGCGCCCGUAUUCCGCGGACAAAGCAACGGAGGAGGGGCCUAGUGUUUGAGAAGGCCAUCGCAAGAGAGGUCGCCGAGUCCCUCGCCGUGGAAGAGCUCGAGGCCGCCGCCAACUUCCGGCACAUUGCCGUGAAGGGCAGUCUGGCGUACGCCCUCUGUCCUCGCAAGAGGCAGAGGGUGGCCGAGCCCACGGAGGAGGACGACUCGGAGCCGUACUGGCUGGAGGACGUGGACGAAAGCGGAGUGAUUAACAUGAUCGAAGCUCGCCGCGUCCUCCGCAACGACCUCUUUGCGCUCCCUGCUGGCCCCUCCGUUCACGAUCAGCGCCGCCAAUACCAUGAGGAGGUGCAGAAGUACGGCGACCCUAUCGUGCCGACCUGCGGGAAGAGAAACUAUGAUGGUGAGAAGAAGCGGGCCUAUAACAAUGGCCUGCUGACUCACACCAUCAUGGGGCCUCUUCUCGCAUUCCCGAUGCCCGAGCUGAGCUUUGACUGGGUGCUUGAGACUGCGAUUCGCGAGUCGAAUAAGGUUCACGGUCGCGAGCAGCCCAAACAUCGCAACGUCAGGCAACCCAUUGCCAUCUUUGGAGAAUCCGACUUCUCGAUCAUUGAGGAGGAGGAGGAGCCCCAGAGCCCUACCGCCAAGCUCCCUCACUUCCCUUCUUCGGCGACGCACCACUCGAGCACGAGCCGAAAGACCAGGCUCGCUCAAGGUGCUGCCAAUCUGCAAGCCAAGCUUGCCACGCUCAAAUCUGUUGUUGAAGAGCAGGCUCCAUCACCAUUGUCGUCCCCCAUUGGACCCGGCUUUACCUUCAAGGUUCCUUCAUUCAUAUCGACUCCCGAUGCCACCGAGACGAACAACGAAGAAUCCGUGGCCGACCAGGAGGACGACACCGCUGCCGAGGAAGUCGCGAGUCCAAUGGUAUACUUCAAAGACCGCAACCAGACCUCUCCUUUCAAGAAGCGCAAGUCCUUGCCUGCCGUUCGACGUCUCUCUUUUCCCGGUCCUCUCCGCCGAGCAUCUCUUCCUGCUGCCGGCUCCGCCCAGCUUCCUGUGGUGCAAGAUCUUCAAGAUCUAGCAUCCGGGCCGCUGGUGGGUGCUCCCGAUUCAUCGGUCGAGCUCCACGAGGUGCAGAAUCCCCUCGAGGUUGAUUCAGCAUCUGCGGCGGCUGCCCAAGCCACCCCUGAGAGAUCGCCGUCGCCGUCGCCUUCGCCUGUUGUCGUCGACGCAAGAGAGAACCCAGAUAUCUUUGGCUCCUGCCAGGAUCGCCCCGGAUCCCCGAUUCAGGCCCUUGCCUCGCUAGCUCGCGUGUUUGAGGAGGCCAAGAAGACGGAUAUGGACGGCAAGGUCGUUGUCAGUAGAGAGGGAGUUCGCCUCAUUGUCCGAUUUAAGGUUUCGGAUGAGCAUGCUGCUCUCUUCGCCCAAGAGCAAGAGCCCGUUGUUGCCGUUGGCUCUCCCACCAAGCUGACCACUUCUGCCCCGGUGUCGCCUGUCCGCCCGGCCGCUCUGGUGAAGGACAACAAAGAAGGAGAAGAACAAGCCAGGAUCGAAGAAGAGAAUGAGGAGGUUGCGCAGGUCCCUUCUCAAGCGCCCGUCCAGGCCGUGGAAGACGACGAUUCGGACCUGAUCAUGCUUAGAGAGUUUAUGACCAGGCACGCCGCUAGAAAGGCCGCCAAGGCUGCUGACCCCGAACCCGUCGAGCCAGCCGCUCUCUCUCCCACUCUGGCCGUUGCUCCUUCACCUGCUCCCCUUGCAUCCGCUCCAAUUCUCAUGGCUACAACCCCAGAGCGCAAUCAGAGUAUCUGGGCCGACACGCCAGCAUUUUCAAUCACUUCGUCGGCAGAUCGUUCUCGGUCUGCGCGAAGGGCAUCUCCAGCCGUCUCGAGCGGACGCCAGCCUCUAGGAUCGCUCGAUGUUAACAGCCCGAGCCCCAAGAAAGCCAAGCGAAAGGCUGAAGAAGUUGACGAAAGAGAGACGCUGCCAGAGAAGCCGCAGCGGCCGAAACGCCAGCGCAGAGCGAAAGCAGAUGUGCCUGAAACAGACAAGACCAGUGACAAAGCCAGCGAUAAGGUCAUCGACAAGGACGAAGUUGCACCCGUGACAAACGUACGCACCAGACGUCAGCUCGCCGUCGCACGAGGAGAGGCUCCAGCAGUUACCAAGAUCCCGGUUAGAAACAAGGGAAUGGGCAACAUUAGAGCCGGAGAGAAGGACCUUGCGGCUUUGACUCGCCAGAACACCCGCGUCAAUAAGGGAGACGCGAUAUCUGCAGAGGAAGUUCUCGAGACUCUGAAGAACGCACCGCCAAGGGUUGAGACGCGAGCCGCCGCCGCCGCUGUUGCCAAGAAGAACGGUAAGAGCGUUCAGUGGGCAGCCCAGCUGGCUAGAAGCCAGUCGGAAGACCCGUCCGCCAGUCCGGUCGACUCUGACGAAGCAAGCUCUGCCGAGCUCAGUCCCGAUGAGGAGAAGCAGAUUGGAAAGGCAAGAGCGAAGGCCAGGGGCUCUACGAGCAAGAGCGCUGCUACGAAGGCUUCAGCUGCCAAGGUUGCUGCGACGACGAAGACGGCGCCUGCCAAAGGGACUGCGGCCAAGGUGACCAAGGCAAACCAGCCCAAGUUGACUCCUGGUUCGAAGACGGAGGGUGCAAAGGUCACCAAGACGAAGAAGCCCACUGCCGCGGCGAAGAAGGAGAUGGGCCUGAGUGCCAACGGUACGCCUGCCAAGCGCAGCGCUCGCACAGCGAAGAAGUGA